AUGGCCCCAGCCCUGGACAUAUCAAAGUCGUUCACAGAUGUGGCGAUCGGCCAGCACUCGUGGUUUACCGCAGCUUACGCUGUCACCGUUGGCGUCUUUGUUCUGCCCUUGGCACGUUUGGGAGAAACAUUUGGUCGCAAACCCAUCAUCGUUCUCGGCUGUCUCUGGUUCGCAUUGUGGAGUUUACUUGCUGGCUUCUCUCUCAACGUGCAGGGGGGCGGGAACAAUGGAACCAUUUACUUCUGCAUCUGCCGCGCCAUGCAGGGCAUAGGCCCAGCACUCUGUGUCCCCAACGGCUUCUCUAUCCUUGAGAGAACACUGGCACCAGGCCAGAAGAAGGACACAGCGUUCUCAUUCUUCAGUGCCACCGCGCCGGUAGGCUUUGUAAUUGGCGCGGUCAUGUCGUCGUUGUUCGCCUUCUACACAGUAUGGGAGUGGUCCUUCUUUGUCCUCGCUGCCGUCUGCGUCUCGGCCGCAGGACUGAGCGUUCUUGUGCUCCCGUACCAGGCUCCACGAGAGACAGACUCCGCCAACAGUAUAUGGGUACAACUCGAUGUUUCUGGCACACUCCUCGGUGGCAGUGGUCUCAUACUAUUUAGCUUUGCAUGUAACCAGGCUCCGGCUGUGGAUUGGCAUACCCCAUACACCUACUUCCUCCUCAUCAUAGGCGCCUUGUUUCUUGCCGCAUUCGUCUACAACGAGACAGUAGCCGUGAAUCCGUUGCUUCCCCUGAGCGCCAUGGGAUCGUCAACCAAUCUGAUACUGGGCUGCACAGCAGCGGCUUGGGGUUGUUUCAUCAUUUGGGCAUUCUACACCUUUCAGCUCUCGGAGCUUCUACGAGAUUGGACCCCGCUCCUGACCAGUGCGGGCUUCGUCCCCGUCGCCGUCGAGUCCCUCGCUGUGGCACUGCUGCUCGCAUAUCUCGUGCCCGGAGCUGAGGUGUACUGGGCGUUCCUUGUGUCCAUUUUGUCCUUUCCGCUGGCGUCCAUCUUAAUGGCUACGACACCGCCUGAGCAGACAUAUUGGGCCAACACGUUUGUGAGCAGUCUGCUCGCGCCUCUGGGCAUGGUCAUGACGGGUCCCCUUGCGACGAUUUUAUUGCAGGAGAAUCUACCAGAGAAUUAUCAUGAGACCGCAAGCAGCUUGGUCCUAGCGGUAUCGAAUUGUGCCAUGUCGCUUUCUAUGGGGCUGGCAAGGACAGUCGAGGUCCAGGUGAAGCAAGGUGAUUCGAACGUCUUGUCUGGGCUUAGGGGAGCGCAAUACUUUGGCAUAGGUCUCGGGGCCUAG
Molecule: messenger RNA, 1287 nt
Organism: Colletotrichum spaethianum
Lineage: Eukaryota; Fungi; Ascomycota; Sordariomycetes; Glomerellales; Glomerellaceae
Product: drug resistance protein YOR378W
Exons: 1
Coding region: 1-1287 (428 amino acids)
Biological process (GO): transmembrane transport
Cellular component (GO): membrane
Molecular function (GO): transmembrane transporter activity
Source: RefSeq, a predicted model, not a curated record